GAAUGUAUGAGUAACUAUAAUGCCUAUAAACAGAUUUUGGCAUUGACUGAUUCCAAAGUACAAAAUAGAUUAGACUUCAAAAAGCAUACAUUUCUGAAUUGCUCUACAAGUUUUUAAAGAGAUAAGACGGUAACGUCAUUUUCGAAAGUCACGUUAUUUUAUCAUUCCAACUAGAAAGUAUUAGGCAAGUUCUUUUUCCACAACAGUAAUAAUAUUAUUUUUGAAGGAUUUUUUAAAAAUCAAGAUAUAUAAUAUGGGUAUUCAUUGUAUGGAUAAUUUGAAAGGAAUUGUUAACUAUUUCUUUCAAAAUAAAGAACCAUGGCAAAUAGUUAGUGUAACUACAACCACUGUACUUGGAACUGUUUGGAUAUGGAAUUUUAUUUUCUGUCAAGAUGAAUCUAUUGUUGUUCGAGGGAAGAAGCAAUUGUUUAGAUUAGCUCGUUAUAUACCUUCCAUUAGAGAAAAGAUUGAGAAAGAAUUGUUAAGUAUUAAUGACAAUUUUGAGAAAGAUGCGUUGCGCAAAUUUAUGAAUACUCCAUUUAUUAUUGAACUACCUAAGAAUGGUCUAAAAUAUGACGAAUUAAUAGAACAAGUAAAAAAAUAUGUACAAAUGGGUGAUUACGAUUGGAAAAAUGGGAAAGUAUCAGGUACGGUUUAUAAAAAUGAUGAAAAUCUCAUACGCUUAAUGGCUGAAGUUUAUGGUUAUGCAUCAUAUACUAAUCCCUUACAUCCCGAUGUUUUUCCUGGUGUGUGUAAAAUGGAAGCAGAAGUUAUUAGAAUAUCUUGUCGUUUGUUUAAUGGCGAUGAGAAUUCAUGUGGAACUAUGACCACAGGUGGUACAGAAUCAAUAAUAUUAGCGUGUAAAGCUUAUCGAGAUUAUGCCAGAGAAGUGAAAGGUAUUAAAAAACCAGUAAUGAUAGUUCCAGUUACUGCGCAUAGUGCAUUUGAUAAAGCUGCACAAUACUUAAAUAUAAAAGUAUGCACAGUACCUGUCAAUCCUCAUAGUUGUACAGUUUCUGUUAAAGCUAUGGAAAGGGCUAUUAAUAAAAACACAAUAAUGCUGGUAUCUUCAGUACCUAAUUUUCCAUAUGGAACAAUGGACAAUGUAGAAGCUAUUUCUGCGCUUGGCAUAAAAUAUAAUAUACCAGUUCACGUAGAUGCUUGUUUAGGUGGAUUUCUUAUUUGUUUUAUGUCGCAAGCAGGAUACGAUUUACCACCAUUUGACUUUAAAUUACCUGGCGUAACUAGCAUAUCUGCUGAUACACAUAAGUAUGGAUUUGCACCAAAAGGAUCUUCGGUCAUACUUUACAGAGAAAAGAAAUAUAGACAUCAUCAAUAUACUAUAACAACAGAUUGGCCUGGUGGCAUUUAUGGUUCGCCCACUAUAAAUGGUUCUAGAUCUGGUGGAAUUAUAGCAUCAUGUUGGGCUACUUUAAUGUAUUUCGGUUAUGAUGGAUAUUUGGAGGCAACAAAAAAAAUUAUCGAUACUUCCAAAUACAUUGAAAAUAAAUUAAGACAAAUGGAUGGAAUUUUUAUUUUUGGUUCACCUGUUACUUCGGUAAUUGCAUUAGGUUCCAAGGACUUUCAUAUCUACAGAUUGUCGCAAGCACUUAGUGCAAAGGGAUGGAAUCUAAAUCCGCUUCAAUUCCCUAGCGGUAUUCAUCUUUGUGUUACACAUGUUCAUACUGAGCCAGGUGUUGCAGAUCAAUUUUUAAACGACGUUGAAACUGAAUUAGAAAGCAUAUUAAAAAUCCCAGAUCUUCCAGUUGAAGGAAAAUUGGCAAUGUAUGGAAUGAGUCAAGGCAUACCAGAUAGAACUGUGGUCGGUGAUUUUGUCAAAUCAUUUUUAGAUUCGAUCUAUUACACCGGCAAUCAAAAGGAAACGAACGAUAAGAAGAAUAAUAUACCAAAUUAAAAAUAAAAACAAAACUAAAACUAAAACAUUGCCCAUUUCCACAGAAGAAUAUACACAAAAUAAAAUUCCAGUAUCCUUAGUGAUACAUUAUUUCUAAAAUUUUAUGCACAAAACAAAAAAUUGAUUAA
Polistes canadensis is the source of this 2043-nucleotide messenger RNA. RefSeq names its product sphingosine-1-phosphate lyase (gene Sply). Gene Ontology annotation, molecular function: sphinganine-1-phosphate aldolase activity; pyridoxal phosphate binding. The record is from RefSeq and is a predicted model, not a curated record. Gene Ontology annotation, biological process: sphingolipid catabolic process; carboxylic acid metabolic process. Lineage: Eukaryota; Metazoa; Arthropoda; Insecta; Hymenoptera; Vespidae. Gene Ontology annotation, cellular component: endoplasmic reticulum.